ACUUGUAUGUAGUAUGCAUAUUUCUUAUGCCUAGACAUUGAAAAUACUUAUUUCUUAGUAGCUUUCAAUUUACUGAUGGAAAGCAUAACCAUGUGCAGGCUUAGUUAACAGAGGAUAUAGGUCUCACACUAAUUGUUGGAGAUGUUUGCAGGGUUCCUGGUGAGAACAUUCAAAUGGAUCUUUCCAGCUGGGGUUCUGCAGGAUCCUUGCUCUGCAGAAAGAUCCAGUGAACCUUGUGACUUCUUGAGAUGUUAGCACUGCAACGUGUAUACCUUGUGCAAAAUUUUUAUUCCUCAGUACAUCACUUGAAUUUGGUUGCUUAUGGCUCUGAGGAGAGCACAGGCUGACAGGCAUCCAUUUAUGCCUAUUGCAAACACAGAUAAGUCAUUCUGAGGGACGUUAGGAGCACCUCGCUCACCGCUGCUGCUGACAGCAUUGCUUUGUGAAGCCGUCUCAGACAUGCUGGUUUGACUCUGCAGUCCCAGUCUUGUACUGAUUCUUUCUAUAUCAACAAAUGAGCUUUAAACAUGGGCAACACGUAAGCAUAUGUUGGCAUGCUGAGGAAUUAAUCUGGAGGUUCAGGCAGAAGAUAGUGACGUAAAUAUGCAGUGCUACCCACCAUGUUGCUGACUUAGGCUUUUUUGUGGCCUUGUGGAUAUUCCAGCUGUGCUGCCCGAGGCAUCUUGUUUCCAUGUAAGGUUCAGUUCUGUGUUUUGUUUCUUUUCUGUCAGCAGCCGUCUUGUUAGCACAGCCUGCUAUCAGUCAGGUAUUGCUGGCAGGAUGCUCAUGCAGUGAAUCAGGUUGGUGUCUGAUUUGGUGGGGGAAUUUGUUUUUCAGUUUGUUCAGCUACAUAGUCUGUUCCAGUGUUUUUGUAACACUUCUGCCAGAAGAGCACAAGAGAUGUUCAUUCAAACAAGUUGGGCGGUGAUGAAGAGCUGCUGAAAUAGUGCAAGUGUCAAAUGUCUACAAUAGCCUUAUUCACCAGAGGAACAAAAGAGUGAUAUUUCUUGCAGUAAAGAGUGCUUUGGGGGUUAUCCCAGUGGGAACCAAAUUCUGAAACAGAAGGCAGAGGUGCCAGGUGAAGCUGAAUGCAUUACUGACAUUACUGUUGCUGUUGUCUCUCAGUAGUCUUCUGGUAGAACAGUCGUUUGAGGCGUACAUUGUUGUGUGUUGGCAGCCUGGUAGUUUGACCCACAGGGGCAGCAGCCUGGUACCAGCCGUUAGGGGUACAUGUGAUAUAUGCAAGAGAAACUGUAAUAAAGGAUUUUUAUUGUUUUGCCCCAAAAUACUAAGGUUCAAAAUAUCUCCUGUUUUAUCCUUUACUUUUUCAGAAAAUAAUCUUGAAUUCUGAGCAACUGAUUUUUAUAGCACAGUUGUCGUCACACUGAAUUGUGUGCAAGGUAUUUGCCAUCCAUAAACAGUUACAGAGGAAGGUGCAGGCCUUGAGAAUACAUUUUAGUUGAAGGUUAAGUGUUGGAGCUGUCUAUCUAAAGAUGAUGUAAUUUCUGUAAAACUGAUGCAUUGGUAAAGCAGACAUCAUUCAAGCUUUUUACAGACACGCAUUGAUAUUUCCUUUGUGAAACUGAUAGUGUUUUGGCUGAUGAUGAGAACGUCUGUUCAAUGCAAAUAAUGCUAGUUCUGUCUUAAUUCAAAAUUACACUGACGAGCAGGAUUUGUAACAUUAUUAUGAAACAGCAGUUUGCUACUGAAUGCUGUUUUGCUUUUCCUGAGGAGGUGGUAUUAGCCUGAGUAACAAAUGACUUUUUUCUUGCUUCAUUUUCAUUCUUUGAAAAACCCACUGAGUAUUUUGUUCUUUUGUUCCAUUUGUUUGAUGCAUGUUUGUUUAUUUCUAGGCCUUUCUUAAAACUUCCCAUGUCUAAAUGGACUCCUGAAUGUAAUAUAGUGUAUACUCUAAAAGCGGAUAUGAAGAGUGAAGUUCCUUCUGAUGCACCAAAGAGACAAGAGAGCCUGAAGGGGAUCCUCUUGAACCCUGAGCCUAUUGGGGCAGCCAAAAGCUUCCCUGCAGAAGUGGAGAUGAUUGCCAGUAAAGUAGGGAAUGAAUUCUCUCACUUAUGCAGUGACUCUCAGAAGCAGAAGGAUAUGAAUGGCAACCGUACAGACCAAGACAAAAGUCUCGUGGUGCGAAAAAAACGCAAGAGCCAGCAGGCUGGUCCUUCAUACACACAGAACUGUCCUGAUAAAGAAAACCAAGGAGUCUUGGGAUUAAGACAGCAUCUAGAAACACAGAGUGAAGACAAUGACUCUUCUUUUAGUGACUGUAUCUCUUCACCUUCAUCUAGCCUACAUUUUGGAGACUCUGACACUGUAACAUCUGAUGAAGAAAAAGAUGCUCCCGUAAGGCACUCUCAGGCAGUGCUGAAUGCUGCAGGUAGAACUCACAGUGCAAGGUCACAAAAGUGGCCUCGGACUGAGGCAGACUCUGUACCUGGAUUAUUAAUGAAAAGGCCCUGUUUUCACAGCAGUUCUUUAAGAAGACUUCCAUAUAGAAAGAGAUUUGUGAAAACCAGUUCCUCACAGCGGACGCAGAAUCAGAAGGAACGAAUUUUAAUGCAGAGGAAAAAAAGGGAGGUGUUAGCUCGAAGAAAGUAUGCUUUGCUACCCAGCUCUAGCAGUUCGAGUGAGAAUGAUCUCAGUAGUGAAUCUUCCUCUAGUUCAUCCACUGAGGGUGAGGAAGACCUAUUUGUGUCACCUGGCGAAAACCACCAGAACAAUACAGCUGUUCCUUCAGGAAGUAUUGAUGAAGAUGUUGUGGUGAUUGAAGCAUCUUCCACACCCCAGGUCACUGCUAAUGAAGAAAUAAAUGUUACCUCAACAGACAGUGAAGUGGAGAUUGUUACCGUUGGUGAGAGCUACAGGUCUCGUUCAACACUUGGACACUCAAGAUCACAAUGGGGACAAAGCUCUAGUACUCAUACUGCACGGCCUCAAGAACAGCGCAACCGCAGCAGGAUUUCCACAGUCAUACAGCCACUGAGACAGAAUGCAGCAGAGGUUGUGGACCUUACAGUGGAUGAAGAUGAGCCAACAGUUGUGCCAACCACAUCAGCUAGAGUGGAGCCCCAGGUCGUGAGCUCUGCUUCCAGUAACAGUUCUAGUACAUCUACCUCAGAGCAGGCCUCUGAUGCAGCUCCAAACGUCUCCACCAGCCAGCCCUCUGCAGCACCAGAGACAACUUCUAGUCUUCCCAAUAGCAGCACUGCUGGUACUUCAGCUGGAGAUGAUGCAAGAAGAACUGCACCUAAUACAACACUGGAAACUGGCCCUCCAGCCAUGCCAAGGUUACCAUCAUGCUGCCCUCAGCAUUCUCCAUGUGGAGGAUCUUCACAGAAUCACCAUGCUUUGGGACAUCCGCAUACAAGCUGCUUUCAGCAGCACGGCCACCACUUUCAGCAUCACCACCAUCAUCACCACAACCCUCACCCAGCAGUUCCCUUGUCCCCUUCAUUCAGUGACACCAGCUGCCCUGUUGAACGGCCUCCUCCAGUGCCUGCACCUUGUGGAGCAAGCAGCAGUUCUGGCACCAGUUACCAUGACCAGCAGGCAUUGCCAGUAGACUUAAGCAGCAAUGGCAUAAGAAGUCAUGGAAGUGGUGCUUUUCAUGGAACAUCUGCUUUUGACCCCUGCUGUCCUGGUUCUUCAUCUCGAACUGCAAUUUAUGGGCAUCAGACUGGUGCUGGCCCAAGCCAAUCACUAACAAUAGAUGGAUAUGGAUCAAGUAUGGUUGCACAGCCACAGCCCCAACCUCCUCCUCAGGCAUCACUUUCUUCCUGUCGGCAUUAUAUGCAUUCUCCUUAUGCUUCUUUGACCAGACCUCUUCACCAUCAAGCUUCUGCAUGUCCCCAUUCUCAUGGAAAUCCUCCUCCUCAGCCACAGCCUCCACCUCAAGUAGAUUACGUUAUUCCUCAUCCAGUGCAUCCCUUCCAUCCUUCAAUCUCCUCUCAUGCAUCUUCUCAUCCUGUUCCACCUCCACCACCAACUCACCCUUUAGCCAAUGCAGCUGCUCCGAUUCCCCAGCAUCUUCCAGCAGCACACCAGGCUAUAUCCCAUCACAUCCCUGCGACAGCUCCUCCAGCGCAGAGGCUUCAUGCUCAUGAAGUGAUCCAGAGGAUGGAGGUCCAGAGAAGAAGAAUGAUGCAACACCCAACACGUGCUCAUGAACGACCUCCACCACAUCCUCACAGAAUGCAUCCGAAUUACGGUCAUGGACAUCACAUUCAUGUGCCUCAGACAAUGUCUUCCCAUCCUCGACAAGCUCCAGAGAGAUCUGCCUGGGAACUGGGAAUUGAAGCUGGUGUGACUGCAGCUACUUACCCUCCAGGGCCCUUGCAUCCUCACUUGGCCCACUACCACGCACCUCCUAGACUUCAUCACUUGCAAAUAGGGGCUCUUCCUCUAAUGGUACCAGACAUGGCGGGCUACCCUCACAUCCGUUACAUUUCAUCGGGAUUGGAUGGAACAUCAUUCAGAGGCCCUUUCAGGGGCAAUUUUGAGGAGCUGAUUCACUUGGAGGAACGAUUAGGCAACGUGAAUCGUGGAGCGACACAGGGAACUAUAGAAAGAUGCACAUAUCCACAUAAAUACAAAAAGGUAACAACUGAUUGGUUCUCACAGAGGAAACUGCACUGCAAACAAGAUGGGGAGGAAGGAACGGAAGAAGACACAGAGGAAAAAUGUACCAUCUGCUUGUCUAUAUUGGAGGAAGGUGAAGAUGUGAGGCGACUUCCAUGUAUGCACCUUUUCCACCAAGUGUGUGUAGAUCAGUGGUUGAUUACUAAUAAGAAGUGCCCAAUUUGCAGAGUGGACAUUGAGGCCCAACUGCCUAGUGAAAGCUGACACCAUUUUCCAGAACUCUUGUCCUCCUUCUUGCUCCCUCUCAUCCUUCCUGGUACUGCAGUCAACCAAAGAUGGCAUGACUUACCUGCGCAGAUUUGGAAGCAUUGAACCUAAGAGUGCUGGCUCUGCUAUAUGGUACAACUAAUGCUAGACCUACAGUUUAUGUAGAAGACCGUUGAGUUUCAGUGUAUUUAUAAAACUUUUUUUUUUAGGUUUUACUUUUUUUCUUUCGUUACUGUAUUUUUGCAUGGUUCCUUGUAUUGCAUUUGUUUGCACAUAUUAUGGGCUUUGUGACCCCAAACUUGCAGGCAAGAAUAGCUGCUUUAGUAAGUAGAAGUGUGUGGUCUCUUUUUUGGUUUGUUUUACAUAGUUUCAAGCUUUGAAAGUAUGAUUUCACUCAUUACUAACCUCAAAUUCCUUAAUUUAAUCAGUCACGUAUUUUAGUUUAAUGUAUAAAGAUCAUCUAGAAAAGGAUAAUAUUAUGUAUUGAGACAUUCCUUCACUAGGAAAAAAUGGCUGCUGUAUAUUUACAAUAUCAGUUCUGAGUCAAAUAACAUCUGUAACAGUGGGAACAGAAUAUGAACUAUAUUCAGUUUGAUACAUAUGCAUACUCAUCACCAGAGUUUUUGUCUGAUCAGAUUUGUUCUAAAAUUUCAGCACAAUGCAGAUAUAUUUGAAUGUCAAUAUUAAACAUUUAGACUGCUGUUCAGAUUGUAUUUAUCAUUUUCUUCCUAUGUCUAGAAAUUUGAGUCCCUAACUUAAUAUUUGCUGCUGUGAAACAGCUCUAGUGAACACUAAAUGGUUGAUUUCAGUUAGCUGGAUUGUAGAUACUUGCAGAUUGAAAAAA
Messenger RNA from Meleagris gallopavo (turkey), 5701 nucleotides. The record is from RefSeq and is a predicted model, not a curated record. NCBI's taxonomy places the organism in Eukaryota, Metazoa, Chordata, Aves, Galliformes, Phasianidae.